AUGAUUUUACAAGACUCCAUUGACUCCUUUACGGCGUUCGUGUCCUCGCCAAAUGGCCGGGCAGCGUUGACAGCCGUCGCGGCGUCCGCAGUCACCGCCGGUACCAUCUUGGGUUACCAGGAGACACGCCGACGGGUCAGAACACGGAAGCUGAAGGAGUCGAUUCCUGAGGCUGCUCCAAUCCGUCACAAGUCUGUGCCAGAGGCAUACCCAGAAUCCCUCAUCGAAGAGCAAUUAUCCCGUAACCUCGCCUUCCUCGGCAAAGAAGGUCUCUCCAAACUUCGCGAUGCACGGAUCAUCAUCGUCGGCCUCGGCGGUGUCGGAUCAUGGGCCGCAACGAUGCUCGUCCGCUCCGGUGCCUCGCAUGUCCGUCUGAUCGAUUUCGACCAAGUCACGCUCUCCUCCCUCAACCGACACGCGACUGCAACUCUGGAGGAUGUAGGGACUCCGAAGGUCCUAGCGGUCAAGAAUUAUCUCAAGAAGAUCGCGCCGUGGGCGGAGAUUGAAGCCCUUGUUGAGAUGUUCACCGCCGAAUCCCAGUCCUCCCUCCUCUCCUUCCCUUCCUCCUCCGACGACAAGCCCACCUACGUCUUGGACUGCAUCGACAACAUCGACACCAAGAUCGCACUCAUCCACCACUGCCACUCCAAUUCCAUCCCCCUGAUCUCCUCUAUGGGUUCCGCACUCAAAUCCGAUCCCUCAAGACUCUCCGUCGCGGAUAUUUCUCAGACAUUGGAAGACCCACUCUCCCGCACCACGCGCCGCCGUCUUCGACAACUCGGCAUUACGACGGGGGUUACCGUGGUUUUCUCCACCGAGAAACCCGAUCCCAGAAAAGCCAAGCUCCUCGACCUUCCUCGCGAGGAGUACGAGAAGGGCAAGGUCGGAGAGUUGAGUGCCAUGGAGAAUUUCCGCGUGCGUAUCCUUCCAGUACUUGGUACCAUGCCAGGAAUGUUCGGGUUGGCUAUGGCGACAUGCGUUAUGACCUCUAUUGCCGGAUACCCUACCGACCCCAUCAUCGGUCGGGACCGUCUCCGAACCUACGACACCGCAAAGAACUGGCUAGCGGAACAACAUGCGCGUAUCACAAAAACCACAACGCCGCAUAUCCCCGUCUCGAACGCGGACGCGGGAUACCUCAUUGAGGAGAUCUUCCGUGGGAAAUCGAUUAUUCCGCCACACCACUCGACCCGCAUCGUCCUCUGCAGAUGGUCGAUGGAGAAUGAAGUUGGGUUACAGAACACGGUUUGUAUGGUGAAGAGUGAGGCGGAGAAGCAUGAGAAGGAGGUUCUUAAGGGUGGAAAGAGUGUGGAGGAGGUUUGGGGGAGGGAGGUGGUCGAGAGGGUUGAGAAGUGUUUUGGGGAGGAGAAGUACUACAGCCAAUGGAGAUAAACUGGGCUUGGACAUGCAGCAUGAGAAGGCAAGA
Messenger RNA from Saitoella complicata NRRL Y-17804, 1426 nucleotides. RefSeq lists its product as uncharacterized. Gene Ontology annotation, biological process: cyclic threonylcarbamoyladenosine biosynthetic process. Gene Ontology annotation, cellular component: mitochondrial outer membrane. Gene Ontology annotation, molecular function: ubiquitin-like modifier activating enzyme activity; tRNA threonylcarbamoyladenosine dehydratase activity. The coding region runs from base 1 to 1392 and encodes 463 amino acids. The transcript has 2 exons. Lineage: Eukaryota; Fungi; Ascomycota; Saitoellomycetes; Saitoellales; Saitoellaceae. The record is from RefSeq and is a predicted model, not a curated record.